Aplysia californica (California sea hare) is the source of this 586-nucleotide messenger RNA. RefSeq lists its product as uncharacterized. NCBI's taxonomy places the organism in Eukaryota, Metazoa, Mollusca, Gastropoda, Aplysiida, Aplysiidae. The record is from RefSeq and is a predicted model, not a curated record.
CAAGGCUUGUUUUUGGUGGUCAGCUGAAUCAUGUCCAUGCACUCGACGUAAACACGCAGAAGCAGCCUAUAAUGAUAUAUAAAGGACGACGUUUCAGUUUCUGCUGAAGCUUACUGUUGUCUCCGUUUGCAUAAGCCUUCAACUGUCAACUGAUCCAUCGAGAUGUUCUCCUCCCUGCGACUUUUGGUCAUGUGUGCGGUUCUCGCCGCCUUCCUGCAUCACACACAGGCUUGGUGGCUCGAUACAUGGUGGUACGGCUACAGAAAAGCUGCUCUUCCUUUCACAGCCACUUACUAUCAAAACCUCGGCUACUCCAUCGAAAGUAUCAACGGCCUCAGUGGAAACUCCUCAACCUACUGGAAAAUCUCAAGUCUGCCGUCAAAGGCAGAUCUACUGUGCGGUGUGACCACCUAUGUACCAGAACACGGGGAAAUUUUGCUUUUUGACCUCACUCCAAUCAAUGUCACUUACCAUUCGUGAAGCCAUGACAUAUAAUGUCACUAUUGUCAGCCGUCAACGCUCUUCUCAGCUGUGAGAAUACACGUGUAUGUAUACUACAUACAUUUUAUAUAAAAGAUCUAAAAUA